Messenger RNA from Pestalotiopsis fici W106-1, 864 nucleotides. RefSeq lists its product as uncharacterized. The transcript is spliced from 2 exons. Bases 1 to 864 code for a protein of 287 amino acids. The record is from RefSeq and is a predicted model, not a curated record. Lineage: Eukaryota; Fungi; Ascomycota; Sordariomycetes; Amphisphaeriales; Sporocadaceae.
AUGUACGUCUCAAAAACCAUUUCGGCUACGUCUUCGAUGCUUGCUCUCGUGGCAGGCCAGGCAACACCAAUAUGGGAGACACUACCUCCAACACCAUCACUUCCAGGAAAUGCUGCUGGCUCGCACACGCAAAUAAAUGGUGUUGAGAUAUGGCAUGCGGAGUUUGGCACACCGUCUGCUGAGAAAUUGCCAGUCUUGAUGCUUCAUGGUGGUUUUGGCAACUCGGACUACUUUGGAGACGUGAUCGAGAUCUUGAUGAAAAAUCAUUACGUUAUUGCCAUGGAUACUAGAGGACACGGCCGCAGCACCAUGGACAGCGUGCCUUCCACCUACGAACUCUACGCGAGUGACGCCUCUGGUCUGCUGGAGUCACUAGGAAUUUCCAAGGCCGCCUGGGUUGGCUGGAGCGACAUGGCAAUGGGGACCUACGCUGCUCUCAUGGACGCCCAAAACAGCACCUUGAUCGACCGAGCUUUUGCGUUUGGCGGGGGGCAUGAAGUUGCCUCGACCAACGCCAGUUUCACGUCGACGGCCAUCUACACUGAAUUCGUCACCCGUGCGCAGGAAGAGUACCAGACUCUGCAGCCAAACGGCAAUCUGACCGCGUUUGCGAACGCAGUUUCAACGCUAGAGGGCACACAGCCCAACUGGACCGAGUCUGACUUUGCCAAGAUCCGAUUGGGUUCUAAGGUGACGGUCUCGGAUGCUCAGUACGAAGAGGCCAUUGUUCUGAGCGAACCUGCACUGCUGAACAGUUGGAUUGAGGGGAGCGUGCUGGUAACAAUGACCAAUGUGAGCCACUUUGCUCCAGUACAAGACCCCGUCCAGUUUGCGGCAAAAGUCGAAGCAUUCUUGACAGAGUAG